AUUACAAACUGAGGGGUUUACAAGUUGUACGUUACACAAAGUUUUUUAUGUGAAGACCAUUGACAAAAGUAUAUAUUAACAGCAUUAAGUUAACUAAUCGGAGCUAAAAUAACACCUUAGAUAUUUUGCGAAAAGUUCACAAUUCAGUGGAAAGUAACAUGUAUGUUAUCAACCAGGUGAAAAUUGUCAAUAUUUGUCCCUAAAAUGUUUAAAAUCGAUGAGAAUAUCUGUUACAUAGUGUAGUGAAUUUUAGAUUAUGCUGACAUACUCGCUUCUGAAGCAGAUCGUGUGUCGAAGUACUGAGUGUCAUACACUACGUGGUCACGAGUGUUUAGUAAAGUUUAGUAAUGUUUACCCUUUCCUACUCUCACACAAAAUAUCAACCCUAAGUUCCUCAAGUUUUUAAACAGAAAGUUGGCAAGAUAUCGCAUCGUUGCUCACGUCGAUUCACAUUGGAAACUUUUCCCUCACUUUGUAAACCCUAACUCAAAAGUCCAUUUUAACUCUUAUUACCGAACCCUAACCUUUUUGCAUUAUGACAUGUCAGUUGGUGAUAAGAAAUUUUUGGAAUGAUAGCAUUAACCAAAAAUACUGGUCAGGCUCCCAGUGUAUGUAUGAGUGGACUUCCUUUUUCUCUUUACUAGAAGGGACAUUUUGAUUUGUGACGGUUAAUUAUUACGAUCAAAACUGUUUUUCCACUCUUAUUUCACCAUGUCGAUUAGAAAGCAUUACUUGUAUGAAGACUAUCUGUUUGCUAAAUAUCAUCUGAUGAAACUGAAUUCAUCAUGUCUAUAAAAUAUUCAAAUCUCUUUUUUACCUUAUUUAUUUUUAUUUUAACACAGGUAUUAGUACAAUCAGGCACCAAAUACAUAUGCGCCACACUAAUCUCAUUCGAUAUGUGUGAGGGCUGUGAUACUGCCCAGGUGCCCAAACCGAUUUGGGUUGAUUUCUCAUGUCGAACAUAUCAUUGUUGUACGGUAGUUUAGGUAAACGAUUCUUUAGAAAACAUUAUUUUAAGAAUCAUUGAAGUUUUACACUAUUGUUUCAUCACACCACGCUUACCAGUUUUUAGAGUUUUAUUAACUAAGUAAUGAAAAUCAUAAGUACUUCAAAUAUGGUAUAUAUAUGUAUCGGUGUAAAUCACCUCAUCAUAGCAUCACAGUGUGGUAAUAUUGUAAAGAGUGAUAGAAGUAGUACCAGUACUAGUGAUAGAAAAUAUUAGACGUAGACAUUGUUAUUCGAGAGGAAUAAAUGAUUUCACGAAACUAAAAGUUUAAGACAGUUUUGUUACCCAGUCUAAUUUAUGACGGAGUGAAUGCAUCUGCUCCAUUGUGACAAGUCAAUCACGUUAAACCAAUUCAUCAUCUUACGUUGAAAAUUCACAUGCCCGAAAAUCCCAUAAAAUGUGGUCGGCUGUAACUCCUUUUUCAUCGAUUGUGUUCUGCCACGCAGAUUUUUUCGAGGCCUCUAUUGCUUUAUAGAUUAAGGUCUCAAUCAGUAAGGCUAGACUUCUCUGUUGCCUCACUUGAGCAGUACUUUUACGAUUUGAUAAAAGCUCGUUUUCUCUUUUAUUAUCUCAAUCCUUCCGAGAUAGAUAAAAGUCAGCUAAGGCAAGUUAGGAAUAUGGUUACGGUGCUUUACGAAACUGUAUUUAUUCAAAAUAUUUUCCCCGGAACAAACUUAAACAAUGUUUGUUAAUGAAGUAACAUCUAGUUGGGAUAUAUAUAUAUACCAGUAACUGGUUUCUUGUACUGUGAUCGUUAUUGAAGUCCAACAUUAUGAAUAAUAUCUACCACUAUUAUUCUCCUUCCAGCUUAUUCUUCUUGAAUUUCCCAGUAGCUACCGCCUUAAGUCUUACGUUAGACUGUGUUAACAACAAAUGCUCUAUCUUUUUAUAGCCAUUACAGUAAAAAGAAAAGUUCACAUAUUGUGAUUUUCCCACCCAUUUGUUUUGGCGAUGGAGAGUAAAUCUGAAAAGAAUCCUGAUAUUGAACUGACUCAGUCGGAUAUUUCCAAGACCCGUCAAGCACCCUUUGGUGAAGACAAUGAGUAUAUAGUCAAUAAAGAUACUGACAGUAUUUUAAAAAAUACAAAUGAAUCUAAUAAAAGGUGGCGACUUGAAGGUGUAAAUAUAGUUGUAUUGUCUGUGAUAGUCUUAUCGACUGCUAUAACUAUAGCUUUAAUUUUCAGCAUUAUUUUUGGACAGCCUCAGGUUGUACCUCAAGGUGCUGUUGCAGUUGACGAUGACUUCUGUGGUCAAAUAGGCCUAAAUAUAAUGCGAAAAGACAAAGGGAACGCUGUUGAUGCGAUGGUAUCUGUUAUGUUAUGCUUAACUGUAACUCGCCCUGAUGUUGCAAGUUUAGGAGGAUGUGGCGCUGUACUAGUUCGUGAUCGUAAUAAACAAUUAAGUCACUUAUUUGACUUCACUUGCCCUGUUCGUAAUAGUGCUACAGAACGAGAUAAACCAGAUAAAAAUAAACCUGCAAGUUUAGUAGGUAUCCCUUCUCUAGUACGUGGUCUUGCAGCUAUGCAUCAACAAUUUGGUUCAUUAAAAUGGUCGGAUCUUUUCACUGGUGCGAUCGAUUUAACUAAAAAGGGUUUCAUGCCUAGUAAAUCUUUAAUCGAAGCCGCAAAUAAAUUAAGAACAUUAAAUUCACCAGACUUUUUAAAACCAAUUUUAAAUCAAUUAAUCGAUGAAAAUACUCCAUAUUCUCCGUCGAUUGACUUACGUAAUACAUUACAACAUUUAGCUAAUCAACGUGAUGAAUACUUUUAUAAUACUAAUGAGAAUACAUUCAAUAAACAAUUUGUUGAUUAUAUGAAACAACAAGAUUCUCAAUGGUCAUUAGAAGAUUUGAAGAACUAUACAGUUAGUCGUCCAAAUUCAAUCAAAAUGGGUUUCGCUGGUUUUACACUGGAAUCAUUUCCACCUCCAUUAGUUGGUGGUCCGUAUAUUUUACUCUUACUGAGCAAUUUAGAUCUUAAAGAUACACUCACUCCACUUGAUCAUAAAGCAUUACUCAAACAAGAUCCAGUUGUGACUGCUGUCUACUUGCAUCGUCUUAUGGAACUGGCUCGUUUAGCUGAAGCAUCAGUUACUACACUUGGAGAUCUGAGUGAUCCUACAAUAAGUGUAGCAGCUGCAUCUGCUCUGGACAGUAUCUUCUCAAAGUCUGUACGUGAAUCCACUGUAGCUAGUAUUCUAGAUGAUCGUGUGGUGAAGGAACAUUCACAACUAGACGUCCUUCAAACAACUUCUGAAGGUGCCAGUAUCGGUAGCACAGGUAUUGUAAUAACUGAUUCAACUAGUUUUACUGUUGUUGGUAAUAUAUUCAUGGGUUCACCAUUUGGUAAUGGACAAAUUGUACCUGGUACAGGUGUACACUUGAAUUCAGUGUUACAAUUAUUCUCAGAAAUAAAAUUGAAUAAAUUUGCUCCUGGACGUCGUCCUCUUAUUCCACUUGGACCAAUUUAUUUAUCAGCUACACAUAGAAAAUGUGGUAUACGUGCAGGUAUUGUUUCAUUUGAUGGAUUAUGGGGUCUUACAGAUGCAGCACAAGUAAUAAGUAAUGCAGCAUUAUUUUUACGUGGUUCACAAUGUUAUACACCUAUUACAUUACGACAAUUUACUUCUAUUUCUACAAUUAAUAAUAUUAAAGAACAAACUUCUAUGAUAUCAAUCAUUGGUGGUAGUCAUAGUAGAUUUAAUCCAGCUAUUGAAAAAAAUUGUAUUAAUUCAACUUAUUCUAUUCAAUUAACUCGAAUACAUCCUAAUUAUAAUAUUACUAUACCAGGUAGUAUUACUAUGGAAUAUAAAUUAAAUCAUCCAUCAAAUUUUAUCAAUAAAUUAAAACAAUUAAAUUAUAAUAUACAAUUAUUAUUAUUACCAAAUCAAUGGCCUAGUUGUGUUUUUUUAACUGGUUGGAAUGGUUAUGAUAUGAUUACUUCAGGAGAUUAUCGUUCAUUAAAUAGUAAAACAUUAUAUACAUUUUAAAAGGAAAAAAAAGAAAGAAAAGAAGAAAAUUAUUCUCUUCAUAGUUUUCUUUUCUUUUUUUCUCUACAAUUUCUUUUUUUUGUGGCAUUUCAUUGUUUCUAUGGGAUUUUCUUUUUCUUCAUAUUUAAUAAUAUAAAUUUGAAAUGGCUGUGACUAAUUCAAUUAAUUUUAUUUCUUUAGUAUCCUUUACCAUCUAUAUAUUACAUCAUGAUCAUCGACAUCAUGAAUCUCUUAUAUCGUAAGUGUCUUCAUGAUUGUUCCGUUUUUUUUCCUUUUGUUUUGUAAUUUGUUCCAUUUUAUUUGUUUUUUCUCGUUUACUUAUUUGUUUAUGGUGUAUACAUUUGAUGUUUUUUUUGCAUUUCUUUUGUUCUUUUCUGGCUGUGUAUCAUUUCUUCUUUUUUCUAUGAAUUAACUGUUACAUAUCACUGUAUUCGUUUCUAUCGUUUUGUUUGAAAGAAAUAAAGAUCUAUUACAUU
Schistosoma margrebowiei is the source of this 4470-nucleotide messenger RNA. The record is from the annotation of a GenBank genome assembly. NCBI's taxonomy places the organism in Eukaryota, Metazoa, Platyhelminthes, Trematoda, Strigeidida, Schistosomatidae.